AUGAAAGGGGUUGGUGAUGAAACUUUCUUCUUGUGGUUGAUUUAUUUGAGGCUUGAGAAUCUUGUUGACUUGCGUGGAGGGCUACAACUUGGGUCGUUGUAUAGAUGUGAAGAUAUCGUGCGAUGCUUGACCUCUGAUUUCGAUCGAUCUCAAAUUCGCACUUAUCGCAUCAUGCGCUACCUCGUCUCAUUCUUCUUCGCCUUUCUUUCUUUCCUCCCUGUCCUUACUCAAGCAUGCCUCGUUUACUACGCAACCUUCCCUUUCGAUAACGAUAAACCGUUUGUAGGGAAGAUAAUCGAUAAUGGGAUUGAAACGUGCUCGAUCAAUAUGACGUAUAAUGAACAUUGGAGAUGGCAGGCGUUGGAGAAUGAAAAGGAUUGGGAGAGGGAGGAGUGGGCUGUGAGUUUCUUUUCUUGUUUUAACCUUUUGGAUUUCGGGUUGGGAGUUUGGGGUGGGGAGUGGAAACCCUGGCAUUUCACAUGCACGAAGAAACUAUGGCAGGGGAAAAUGAAGGGGGAUAAUACGGACCGCACAUACGCAGCAGAACUGGGCGUCGGUCUCCGCGGCGUAACAUACCAUGCACAUGGCGAGAAAUUCUGGUUUAAUCCGGAUACGGUGGAAGAUGUGGCGGGGGAACGAUGGGUAUAUAGCAAGAAGUUGUGGUGUGCUGGGAGAUAG
Messenger RNA from Botrytis sinoallii, 678 nucleotides. RefSeq lists its product as uncharacterized. The coding region runs from base 1 to 678 and encodes 225 amino acids. NCBI's taxonomy places the organism in Eukaryota, Fungi, Ascomycota, Leotiomycetes, Helotiales, Sclerotiniaceae. The record is from RefSeq and is a predicted model, not a curated record. The transcript has 5 exons.